AUGCGAACUCGAUCGAGUCGGUCAACAGAAGACUUGGUCGAGCUAGAUUUCACCACAGAGAGGUACAGAGAGGAACCUGAGGCAACUCGACCGAUUGGUCUAGGAGAUGCUCCAAACCGCCAUCAACAGAGACAAGGGAUUGUUCCACCACCAGUGCAGAACCACAACUUUGAGAUCAAGCUGGGAAUGAUCAACCUUGUCAGAACAAGAUGUUCCAUGGAUUGCCAACUGACAAAGCUCACCAAUGGGAGAAGAGCUUGCCCCAUGGCACAAUCACCACUUGGGAUGAAUGCAAGAAGGCCUUUCUUGCUAAGUUUUUCUCCACCGGUCGCACAGCCAAGCUUAGGAGCGAGAUAUCGAGCUUCAUACAGAGGAAACAAUGAGACAUUGCUGAGGCUUGGGAGAGGUUCAAAGGCUACACAAGUCAGUGCCCACAUCAUGGAUUCAACAAUGAAUCACUACUCUCUACUCUUUAUAGAGGUUGCUUGGCAAGGUAUAGAGAGAUGUUGGACACAGCCAGCAAUGGAACUUCCUAAUCAGGAUGUGGAUGAUGGCUGGCAGCUUGUGGAGAACAUUGCAAACUCCAAUGGAAGCUAUGGAGAAGAGUAUGAUCGCACCAAUCGGAGCUCGACCCACCACUCGAUCGAGUCGAUGAGAAAUUGA
This is a messenger RNA of Microthlaspi erraticum, 663 nucleotides long. NCBI's taxonomy places the organism in Eukaryota, Viridiplantae, Streptophyta, Magnoliopsida, Brassicales, Brassicaceae. The record is from the annotation of a GenBank genome assembly.